AUGAAUCUGGCCAGUUUCUCCUGCUUCUCGUGCAGCAUGUCACCGGCGGAGUCGCAGCCCACGAGCCCGGCAGCAGCAGCUGUGUCUCCGCAGGUAAGCUUGGACUCAGCGUCACUGAUCCAUCAUCAUCAUCACCUUCAUCAUCAUCAUCAUCAACCCGGACCUAAGGACGCUAUUCCUGUGAAACCUGAACCGCGAGAAGGCAGCCCCAGGGCAGAGCUGGAGGAAGUGGUGUCAGUGGGUCAUCCUACCGGCGGCCGGCGAAGAAAGAGGCCCGUGCAGCGCGGAAAACCUCCGUACAGCUACAUCGCACUCAUAGCUAUGGCUAUCGCCAACUCAGCGGAGAGGAAGCUCACGCUGGGGGGCAUUUACCGUUUCAUCACGGAACGCUUUCCGUUCUACCGCGAGAACUCGCGCAAGUGGCAGAACUCCAUCCGGCACAACCUGACGCUUAACGACUGCUUUGUAAAGAUCCCACGGGAGCCCGGAAGGCCUGGAAAGGGCAACUACUGGACGCUCGACCCCGCCGCUGAGGACAUGUUCGACAACGGCAGCUUUCUGCGCCGGAGGAAGCGCUUUAAGCGCUCGGACGUCAGCACAUAUCCGGCGUUCGCCCAGAGCACGGGCGGGUUCGCGUUCAGCCCGAGCCCCGCAGCCCGGCAGCCAUAUCCCAACGCCUUGUACCCGACCGUGACCUCGGGCUACAGCGGCUCUCCGUUACCCGGCUCUCCUCACGGAGCCAUGCUGCAUCCCUAUCAGCCGUCGGCGGGGGUCGCUCACGCUCAUCUUCAAGGACAAGGCCGGAUGUUCAGCAUCGACAAUAUCAUCUGUCAGCAGUCCAGCGGCACCGGGGCCGAACUUCAUGUUGGGCUCGGUUCCGGAGACCUGACCUCCAUGAGCGGGAGCUGCUCGGCAUUGCCCACCACUGACCCAACCAGCUUCCAGACUCAGUCUCUUAACCACACGAAUUUGCUGAACAGAAAUAGCGGCUCCAUGGUGACUGGUUUCUCAUCCUCAGCCUCUCCAACGCACCUGACCUCUGCAACGCCGCCUGGUUUCUCUCCCGGUGGCUACUGCACCGGAAACAGGACGUCGCGGCCCGGCUCGUGCGCAGAGCACACGGAACAGCUUCUGGGUCUCACGGGAACAAAUCUCAACUCGUACAACAACUCGUAUGUGCGACAAGCAAACUUUGCAUCCGGACUUGAGCGCUACAUGUAAUAUAGAAAUAUAUGUUUUUUAAAAGUUCCUGUAAAACUCGCUGUCUUUUUUAUGGCCAUUUUUCUAUAAUUGGAUGCUGGAAAUGUAAAAUUUGGGGCUUUUAACAUUAUAAGUAGCCUAAAUACUACUAAAGAGCACACGGUUUAUUUAAAAUGUGGAUAUAAUUAUAGCUUUAAAAAUAAUUUACAGAAUACAAUAAUAAAAGAAAAAGAAACACUAACUGUACUUUACAAAAUCUGUAGGGUUUCCCUUUAAGGCACCACCACAGCAAUGCGGAAAAGAGUUUGGUUGCUUUACAAAUAUGUUAUUAUCAGAAUCCUGUCUAAACUUUAUGAACUCAAAUCAUUAUGUUUACUGUUAAAAAAACCUAAAGAAAAAAAUAAAUCAAUUCUUGGUGUUGUGGCCAAAUCUAAUCAGAAAACCAUACAACACUGAGCAUAAGCUAGAAUGAGCGAGAUGUUUUAUAUGACCAGCGUAAAGUGUUUUAUUGCCUUGAAUUUAAUCUCUACACUUUUGUUUAAGCAUUAGCUAAUUUUUUGUGUGCUAAGCUAAUAAACUCAUGCUACGC
Molecule: messenger RNA, 1789 nt
Organism: Tachysurus fulvidraco (yellow catfish)
Lineage: Eukaryota; Metazoa; Chordata; Actinopteri; Siluriformes; Bagridae
Gene: foxe3
Product: forkhead box E3
Exons: 1
Coding region: 1-1221 (406 amino acids)
Biological process (GO): regulation of transcription by RNA polymerase II; cell differentiation; anatomical structure morphogenesis
Molecular function (GO): RNA polymerase II cis-regulatory region sequence-specific DNA binding; DNA-binding transcription factor activity, RNA polymerase II-specific
Source: RefSeq, a predicted model, not a curated record